This is a messenger RNA of Gongylonema pulchrum, 252 nucleotides long. NCBI's taxonomy places the organism in Eukaryota, Metazoa, Nematoda, Chromadorea, Rhabditida, Gongylonematidae. The record is from the annotation of a GenBank genome assembly.
AUGUAUGGUGCCUUAUGGAUACUGCUCCUUCUCUUUAUGCAGCUUUUGGCAGAAGGACAGGGAUGGGACGAGCAGUCAGAUCGAAACAAUAUGCUCGGUGCGCGAUAUUACGACGGCAAGAAGAUUGUGUUACCAGUCUCCGAGGAUGCAAUGCGAGAUUUGCUAAAUCACUGGCUCCAUCAAGCUACUGGAAGCUUUAUGUCUGCAUUUGCCAAUAACAAAAUUAACAAGUUCGUUAUGAACCUUCCUUAG